Molecule: messenger RNA, 790 nt
Organism: Exaiptasia diaphana
Lineage: Eukaryota; Metazoa; Cnidaria; Anthozoa; Actiniaria; Aiptasiidae
Exons: 3
Coding region: 19-564 (181 amino acids)
Source: RefSeq, a predicted model, not a curated record
CGAAGAGUCACAAGCAGCAUGGUCCAUUCCACUUAUCGUAUCGGCGUUGCAUUAAGUUAUUCUCAAGUCAGAGGAGGCCUCAGAAUCACUGGCAAUGUUUACCAUAAUGGGUGUGGCAAAGGGGCUGGAUCAGGAGCCGUGACGUAUAUCAAGGGGGACUGGACCUACAUCAGAUACACGCAGGAAUUUAGAGGAACUGCAUCUUGUUGGAAGAUUUUUGGAGGACCAGCUUCUCCUAAGUACAGGAAUAAAGAAUUUGCAUUCUAUCCAAACCCUUAUCUCAAGAACCCGCCMAACAACGUUCAUGACUUAGACGUCAAGGUCGGUGAUGGAAUCUUUAACGAGCUUCGCAUGAACACGAGGUCAAGAAAUGCAUUUGAUGGCCGUGUGUACCGAUGUGAUAACGAAGCAACCAACUUUUGGCACGGAAGAAAUGGAGGGGGGUUACGGAGUGCUACCGUGAUGCUCCGCAGGUCAAACGUGAGAGCCAAAGCCGGUAUGCUGACUGAAACAUCGUGCGGGACACCAACCUACGUCAUAAAGGACAUCUGGGUUCUAAUGUGAUUCGUACAGAUAUUUUCACUAAGAAAAGUAAAUAAUAAUCAAUGAAUAAAUAAUUAAAUAUUUGGAUUGUUGCAAUUUUGUAAUCAGAGCAAAACUUCCUCAAACAACGUCUUAUUUUUUGGUAAAAUUUUGAACAACUUUUUAGUUGUUUCAAUAAUACUUUUUACACAAGUGAUUAGAUUUACAAUAGGAGCAACUCUUCGAAUAAACGUAAUUUCUAUCUUGA